AGCUCCCUGCUUCCUCUGACUGUGUGUGUGUGUGUGUGUGUGUGUGUGUGUGUGUGUGUGUGUGAGAGAUAGACACAGGCAUCCGCUCCCAGCAUCGCGCUGCCUCCUGCAUCCUCCGGCAGCAAGUGCAGGGCUCUGGCUUCCCGGGUACCACCCUUGCCGCUCCAUCCCUCCAUCCCUCCAUCCAUCCAUCCAUCCAUCCCCUGACAGGGAUUUGCACGCGGGGCACGGCAUGCGGUGAGCACCCGCGGGCGCAGAGGGGCUCGUGGCCAGAGGCAGCGGCGAUGGACAUCGUGUGGACUGCUGUCUAGGGCUCCUGUUCCCAGAGCGACCCCGAUCUUGAGCCAUGGGGGUGCUGAUGUCCAGGAGGCAGACGGUGGAGAGGGUGCAGAAGGUCAGCUUGGCCGUGUCAGCCUUCAAGGACGGGCUGCGGGAGCAGCCAUCGACACGGCGUCGGACGGAGGCGGGGACUGCACGCCAGGGGACGCUGGAGCAGGAGGUGCAAGAGGGAGAGGAGGAAGCGGUGGCCGGGCCUUCCCAGCCGGAGGAGAGCAGCGCCGCCAAGGCGGCCUGGGAGCGGCUGCGAGAUGGCCGGGGCGUGGAGCCAGAGGAGUUCGACCGGGCCAACAGGUUCACGCCACCGGCCUUCAUCCGGCCCAAGAGGGAGCUCCACGAUGAUGAGCCCCCGGACAUCAGCCUGGAGCAGAGGGAGCAGAUCCUGAAUGACGAGAUGUGUGAGAUCUGCGAGGUGUGGACAGCCGAGAGCCUCUUCCCCUGCCGCAUCUGCCACCGGGUGUACCACGACGGCUGCCUGCGCCGCAUGGGGUACCUGCAGAAGGACAGCGCCGUGGAGGUGACAGAGACCGCGCACACCGAGACCGGCUGGAGCUGCUACUACUGCGACAACCUCAAUCUGUUGCUGACAGAGGAGGAGAUGUACAGCCUGAUGGAGACCCUAAAGAACUGCAAGAUCAUUCCAGAGAGCUGCCUGACCCUGGAUGACUUCCUGCACUACAAACACCAAGUGCACAAGCAGCAGUUUGAGCGGACCAUGCCCGAGGCACAGGAGGAGCAGGCAGCCCUGCAGUUCAACGCCCUGGACCCUGACAAGAAGGGGCACAUUGAGUGGCAGGACUUCCUCUCCCACGAGUCCAUCCAGCUGCUGCAGAAAAUACGGCCGCAGAAUGCCCUUCUGCGGCUGCUGACACCCAAGGAGCGGGAACGGGCACGGACAGCCUUCCUGGCCCUGGACCAGGACAACGAUGGCUUUAUCGGGGAGGCUGAGUGCCGCCAGGCCCGGCACAGCUGGUUCCGCAAGCACCAGAAGGAGAUGCUGUCCUGCAAUGUCAGCAUCAGCCAUGUGGGGCCCAUAUCAGAGGGCAGCCCCGCCAGCAGCAGGAACGGCAAGAGCCCGGAGAAGAUCCUGCCAGCCACAAAGCAGGAGGAGACCAGGAGCAUCGACUGGCCCGGAUUCCUGCGGGAGAACGUCGCCUACAUCCUGGCCGCGCGCCCCAACAGCGCCGCCCUGCACCUGCAGCCCCUCGCCUAGAGCCGG
Molecule: messenger RNA, 1555 nt
Organism: Camarhynchus parvulus
Lineage: Eukaryota; Metazoa; Chordata; Aves; Passeriformes; Thraupidae
Gene: PHF24
Product: PHD finger protein 24
Exons: 8
Coding region: 347-1549 (400 amino acids)
Molecular function (GO): calcium ion binding
Source: RefSeq, a predicted model, not a curated record